GCCAUGCACACGGAUGACGUUGCUAGAAAAAGUUCUGCUGCUGCUGUUGCUGGCAGUGGUUGCCGCCCUUAUUGCUGUUGUCAUCGUCUUAAUCGUGGAGAAAAAUAAAUCCCCGAGCAGCGCCCAGGUGUCUCCUGCAAUAGCGGCGUCAGAUGUCUGCAUGUCUCAAGAAUGUGUCAAGACAUCUGCUAGUGUGGCCAGCAAAAUGGACUUAAAAACUGACCCGUGUGAUAACUUCUAUCAGUUCUCCUGUGGUCAGUGGCUCAAGGAAAACGUCAUCCCAGAUGACCAGUCCAGAUUCAACAUGUUUCGAGUCUUGAAAGAUAAAGUGAACAUAAUUUUAAAAGAUUUGUUGGAGCAACCAGAUAAGCAAGACAUUCCAAGCAUUAAGAAAGCCAAGGAUUUGUAUGCAUCAUGCAUGAACAUGGACCAAAUCAACAAGCUGGGAGAUGGCCCAAUCAAGCAAUAUCUGGCCGACACUUACGGCGGUUGGCCGUUGACAAACAGCUCUUGGGACGAGGGUAGUUUUGAUUUGGCCACGACGAUUGCUAACCUUCAUCGAAACGAGCUCUACAUAAUAAUUACGCUGUACGUCUCCUCAGACAACAUGAACUCUUCCAGAUACAUCAUGCAGAUAGACCAGCCGUCGUCAUUCGGCCUGCCAGGACAGAAGUAUUACCUGGUGGAGAGAAACGACACAAUGCUAAAAGCUUAUGAAGAAUUUAUUUACGCUGUGGGUAACCUCAUGGGUUUCGCUAAUGCUAGCAUUGCAGCUCAGGAUAUCAAAGAUAUUGUCGACUUUGAGAUUCAGCUGGCAAAUAUAUCAGUCCCUGAUGAACAACGAAGAGACAGCAAAACAUUAUACAACCCCAUGACGCUGAGAGAAAUUAUUGGGAACUACAGUCAACAAUUCAAUUGGACAAGUUUUUUCAAUCAAAUCUUCUCAAGUCCCGAGAUCGGCCUUACAGAUGUGACUGGUGAUGAAAUUUUGAUCAACUUGUCUCCCUUGUACUAUGAGCGUUUAUCAAAGGUGCUAGAAGCCACACCAAAAAGGACGAUAGCUAACUUCCUGAUGUGGCGUCUGAUCAAGCAACACUUUGAUGCUAUGGGAGACAAAUACCUGGCAGUGCAGGCUGUGUAUGAUAAGGUCGUUUAUGGCACUACUGCUAGAAAACCAAGGUACAAGAUUUGUGGUUCCUACACAACCUCAGUUCUCUCCCUUCCGGUUGCACAACUUUAUAUAAAAGACAACUUUGAUGUUCAAGCAAAGAAUAUUGCAUCUGAUAUGAUAACACGACUCCAAGCUUCCUUUAAUGAACUUCUGGCUUAUGUGGACUGGAUGGAUGAAGACACUAAAUUGGUAGCCAAGGAAAAGAAUGCGUUUAUAUUACCAAAGAUUGGUUAUCCUAAGGAGGUCCUCAAUAAUACUUACCUAGAAGAAGCAUAUAAAAAUCUAACAUAUGAUGUUAAACAUUUUUUCAAUAAUAUCCUGACUAACAAAAGAGAACAUUUCUUUGAAUGUUUUCGACAGCUGAGGAAGAAGGUUGAUAAAGAAAAAUGGGCCAAAGCACCAUCAACUAUAAAUGCCUACUACAGCUCAUUAAAAAACCAGAUCAUGUUUCCUGCAGGCAUCCUUCAACCACCAUUUUUUAGCAAGAAUUUUCCAAUGUCAAUGAACUAUGGAGGUAUAGGGAUGGUUAUUGGUCAUGAAAUAACUCAUGGCUUUGACGACAGAGGACGGCAAUAUGAUAAAAAUGGAAAUUUAGUAGACUGGUGGUCCUCAUCUGCUAUAGAUAAGUUCAAGGGCAAAGUUAGCUGCAUAAUAGAACAAUAUGGCAACUUUACUGAACAGCUGACAAAAGAAAAACUAAAUGGAAUCAAUACACAAGCAGAAAACAUAGCAGAUAAUGGUGGCUUAAAGCAGUCAUUUAGGGCAUACAGAAACUGGGUUGACAAACAAGGGAAAGAGGAGCAAAGGUUGCCUGGUUUGAAUUUCACCCAUAAUCAGCUGUUCUUUAUCAAUUUUGCUCAAUUGUGGUGCAAUUUAAUGACAAAAGAAAAUGCACUUAAAACAAUUAAAGUAGGAGUUCACAGUCCAGGUGAAUUCAGAGUUAUUGGAAGUGUCCAAAAUUCCAAGGAAUUUUCUGAAGCAUUCAACUGCCCCCUUGGUUCCAACAUGAACCCACAGAAGAAAUGCUCAGUAUGGUAACCUGUUGAUAACCCUGAUAUGUUCUGUUAUAAAAGUGAUAACACAGCCUGGUGACGAUAAACUCAACAGUCUUCAAUUUUGUCUUAACUCAACUUUAAAUUUGAUUACAACUCUGAUGAUGAAACUUCCAUAAAUCAGACCGAAUGUUUACAAUAUUUGUUCUUUGCCAACUUUAAUAAAAACUCUAUUGUAAAAACAGAUAGCACUGCUAUUCAGAUCAGAUUAGUUUUCUAAUACUUUUCAACUUUGCUAUAGUUAUAAA
This is a messenger RNA of Physella acuta, 2471 nucleotides long. RefSeq names its product neprilysin-1-like. Gene Ontology annotation, molecular function: metalloendopeptidase activity. Lineage: Eukaryota; Metazoa; Mollusca; Gastropoda; Physidae. Gene Ontology annotation, biological process: protein processing. Gene Ontology annotation, cellular component: plasma membrane. The record is from RefSeq and is a predicted model, not a curated record.